Molecule: messenger RNA, 2505 nt
Organism: Zootermopsis nevadensis
Lineage: Eukaryota; Metazoa; Arthropoda; Insecta; Blattodea; Termopsidae
Source: RefSeq, a predicted model, not a curated record
CCUUAAAUUUAAUUUGGUUUGUGUUGAGCUUUGAGUGGUAUAUUAAGUUCCCCAGGGCACGUCCAGUGGUGGUAACCUGCUGCCGAAAUUAGCCCUUCAUUACCACCCUUGGGGACGGUGGGAUAGACCGUUGGGGGAAGACUUAGACAGCUGCAGGUCUUUAGACAUUAGCCGUAGUUAUGUUUAUGAUGACGAGAAAACUACCAAUACUCCAAACGCAAAACUGAAUUCAAUGAAGACCCACCAGUGGGAUGCGACAGAGCUCUCAAGGAAUAGUUGCAUAAGAAGAGCACAGGUAUUACGCAGGAAAUCCAACACACACGUGUUAUGAAUGUUUCAUUUUGUGUCUGAUGUUUAAAAGGAAAAAUACUAAACGUUCCCAUAUAUAAAACAUUCUUUACUUAUUUCGACCACCUUCAUACCAAAGAGGUAAUACUUUAUACUGUAGGAUUUAAGGUUUAUAAUGAGGCUAAAUAUAGUUUUAGACACUCAAUAUUUAAUGUUGAAAGUUCAACAGUUUUAUAAUCACCAUAAUAUUCUGUUCCCAAUAAACAAAACGAAAUAACGUAGCGUUUGGCCUUGCACGUAAUAAAAUGCAGUUACUUCCUUUUUCCGAUGACCAAUGACUGUGAACUGUACAUUCCGUCAUCAAAGAUGGCCGGCGUGAGUGUUUUUGCCUGCAGCGCAGUCGGUGCAGAAGUACAAAACCGUUCGGAUAUUGAAAAAGAGCGCCAGGCAUGAAAAUGGCUGGUGGAAGCAGAGACACCACGGAAGUGACAUUAACAGAUGACGACGAUGAUGAAGAGAGUGACAGUGAUGAGGAACCGCACCGAAUUACGCUCCAGGCACUGCAGCAAGUACCUGCACAGUCUGUUGUUGUGGACGAUUCCAGCGACGUUCACGUCGGCCCGCGAUUGACCUACAACGGACCAGUCAUUGUCAAUCAGAUUUUACAGCUGACUGGUGAAGGCAGAGGUUUAAGCGAUAUUUCACAGCAGGGACUCCUGAGGCAGGCCAUUACUGCGCCGGGUAAUACUGCCGACCCGCUCAGUAACAACACGAAAGAGAACCAGUUUAACAAUGAAGUUGGGACAAACCCUAAUGCAGCACUCCGGGACCAUGCCGGUGCAAAUUUGCAUCGGCAGACCACCACAACUCCAAAGAAGUCUGUCAUCGUGCGGCUACUGUGGGUUUUUAUUGUCAUCAUUUCAUUCACGACUGUGUGUUUGAUUACAGCAUUUGCAAUACAGAACAGUCAGUAUGAGGAGCUGGUGUCUGUUGGCAUGAAGUCCUCGUCACAUUUCAAUGCAUCAGUUAGUGUGGGAUUUGAUCCAAUGAUGAAAACGCCAAGUUCAGAGCCCUUCCGACUGCCUGGAGGACACUAUAUCUAUUCCAAGCAGGACUUGGGAGCUAUCAAGGAAUUGUGCAGUGAGCAGCUGGUACAUCCAACUCCUGUAGUUGUCAUCUCCCACACGACGACUCGACAAUGCACCAGUUUUGAUACGUGUUCAGAAGCCGCGAGACUGAUUCAGUUGAAUAUCAUUGGCAAAAGAGGGUCACAAAACAGUGCUAAUGCAGCGGACAUUGGCUACAAUUUUCUGAUAGGAGGUGAUGGAAAUGUCUAUGAAGGUAAAGGAUGGGAUGAGAUGUCCUCCCAUAGAACACCAGAAGGUAUACUGGGAAUUUCUUUUAUAGGGAAUUAUCAUAAAGACAGGUUAACAUAUGGACAGAUAGAAGCAGCUCAAGAACUUCUUGCAUUGGGAGUGAAGUUAGAAAAACUGUCACCUUCCUACAUAUUGGUCGCACACUACCAGACUGCGUCGACAGAUAGUCCAGGAAAAAAUAUUGUAAAGGUUAUAGAGAAGUGGCCUCAUUGGUCGCCCAGUUACCGAAUUACAUGAUAAUGUUAAAUACGUGCAGUUGUGAUUUUGCCAUUCAAGGGAGAUACGGAUUCUCAUACACGACCGUCUUCCAAUAUGCGGCUCACCUGACCUAAAAUUGUAUGUGCAGUUAUAUCUGUUCGCACAUUUAUGGCGUAAUACUGCCGAGGACCAUGUGCCACAUCGUCAUUUACAUCUCUUUAGUUGUAAUACCGUCGCAGUUACAUGGACAGUAUCUGGCAACAUACUGAAAGUGACCACUUGUCAUAAAAAAAUUGACAGUCUGAGGGGUCAGAGGCCAAAGGUUUAUUACCCAGUAAUCUAAUUAGUCUCACAGUGAAAUAAGUUAUAUAAGUUAUGUUCUAUCGUAAUUCAUAUAUAAUUUUCAUUCACAAACAUCAUCCAAGGUAACAUUUUAUAAAAUUAUUUCCUGACAUGAUUAAGCAUUACUGCCAUCAUCAGGAGCAGUACCAAAUACAAUAAUAAGCAUAGGAACUGUUAAAUUUACAGACGUCUGUCUUCUGGGCUGUUGCACCGUGUAGUCUGGUAGAAGUUUACCGACGUUUCAGAGGUCCUUGCUGCCUCCAUCAUCAGACCCUGGACCUGUUAAACAUCGGCAAACUUC